Molecule: messenger RNA, 1695 nt
Organism: Lodderomyces theae
Lineage: Eukaryota; Fungi; Ascomycota; Pichiomycetes; Serinales; Debaryomycetaceae
Exons: 1
Coding region: 1-1695 (564 amino acids)
Source: RefSeq, a predicted model, not a curated record
AUGACACAGGAACAUACGAAAGAGACCUAUGUCUAUGAUUUGGAUGACGGAUUUCUAGAUUCAUUGAAAUUGCUCUCCUUUAGUUUGGACACCUUUGAAAAUGUGGAAACCCCCAGUGCACCAAUAUCGCCACAUCCCCAAGUAAGGAAGGAUUACAACUAUUACAAAUCGGAUUUACAUCGCUAUAACUUGAAAAGAGUGCAAAACAACUUACCACCCGUCAAUGAAGAUGAGUUCGAAAACUUGAUUGAGACUCAGUCGAUUGAAAGCAUAUCGGGGUCAGAUUCUGAAGAUGAGUUUGAUCUGGAAGAUGACAAUUCCGAGCAAGGCCAAAAAGUUGACAGUUUGAUCAAAAAGUUGGAGUCGGCGACUAUAGUAGGUGACUCGCAGUCAUCCUCCCAUCUCAACACCAAGAGUCCUUUCAUUCUUUUUGGCUCAGAUUCUGUGCCCUCAGAGAGAGCAGUGGGAAUAUACAAGGCGUUGUUUCCGGAAUUUGCACUUGACGAUCCUUUGGGAUUUCUCAAGACCGAAAAGGACAAAACCGAUUCAAAAUCGGCAAUUCUCAUGAUUGGGGGAGGGCAUUUCGCGGGAGCCAUAAUCAGCCACAAAAGAAAUGACUUGAAGUCCUUCAAUAAUAAAGACAGCGUUAAAAUGCAGUUAGUUAACGUCCUUGCUUCAAAAACGUUCCACAGAUAUACCACUAGACGCAAGCAAGGUGGCGCUCAAGGUGCCAGCGACAAUUCUCGUGGAAAAGCGAUUUCUGCUGGUUCUAGUAUAAGACGCUAUAACGAGAAGGCAUUAGCUCAAGAAGUGAGAGAUCUUCUUGCUCAAUGGAGUGGUUACUUGCAGGAUUGCACUGCAAUCUACGUUCGAGCAAACGGCCCAACGAACAAGAAAGUCUUGAUGGGAUAUGAAGGCUCGCCUUUGGAUGCAACGGAUAAGAGAAUUAAAAGGCUUCCGUUUUCAACACAAAGGGCCAGCUUAUCCGAAGUAAAGAGGAGCUGGGUUGAGCUUUCUCAUUACAAAGUAGUGGAGUUACCCAAGACUGAAAUUGUUAGUGAUAAAGGUGUGGCAGAAAGUGGACAAGAGAGAGCAGCUAACUCAACUGUAAAGAGAAAGGGAAGGGAAUCAGAGGAUAAACAGGACGAAGAGAUCAUCACCAUUUUGAGAAAACAAAAAGCGCCCAAAUUACUAAAAUGGGUGAAGGAUAAUCAGAUUGAUGUCGACACCUAUCGUAUCGCACCAGGCCUGUAUGCUCAAUCAACAACAUUGCUUCAUUACGCGUCCUCCAAUGGACUUGCUCACAUGAUUCAGAUCUUGUUGGUUAAUUUAAAGGCUUCUCCUCAGGUCCAAAAUACCAAUGGACGAUACCCCGCUGAAGUUGCUAACAAGGACACCAAAAGAGCAUUCCAGAUUGCCAGGAACAAGUUGGGGGAAUCUUAUUGUGAUUGGGACAAAGCAAAAGUGCCUCCGCCAAAGUCUAAAGAGGAGUUUGAUGAAGAAGAUCGUGCAAAGGUGGAAAGUGAAAGGCUUAUGAAGCAGAAACUCCUCGAAGCAGAGGCGUCUAAGGAAACGGCAAAGGGUUCAAGUAUCAAAUCGUUCAAGAAUGAUCUUGCAGGCUUGAGUGAGGAACAAAGAUUGAAAUUUAUGAGAGAGCAAAGAGCGAGGGCAGCGGAGGCUAGAUUGAAGAAAUAA